AUGUCCUCCCCCACCCCCUCCCAAACCCCCUACAAACUCAUCUUCUUCACCCCUCCCACCUCCCUCUCAGCCUGCAAAAGCGCAAUCUUCUCCACAUCCCUCUGCGGUGCAUUCCCCCUGCCAAACCGUCCCGACACCAUCGGUUACAAAAACGUAUGCUGGGAAACCACAGGAACUGGCCAAUUCAUCCCCGGUGAGGACAGUACUCCUGAUAUCGGGGAAAGAGGGAAGUUGGAAGUGCUGGAGGAGGUUAGGGUCGAGGUUCAGGUUAGAGGGAGGGAGAAUGUUGCGGUUGUUGUCGAGGCUUUGAAGAAGGCUCAUCCUUAUGAGGUUCCUGUGUAUGAGGUUUACAAGAUGGAGGACUUUUGA
Aureobasidium pullulans EXF-150 is the source of this 369-nucleotide messenger RNA. RefSeq lists its product as uncharacterized. Lineage: Eukaryota; Fungi; Ascomycota; Dothideomycetes; Dothideales; Saccotheciaceae. The record is from RefSeq and is a predicted model, not a curated record. Bases 1 to 369 code for a protein of 122 amino acids. The transcript has 2 exons.